GAGUCGUUGUUUUCACUAACCAGUAGCCCGGAUGUUAGCAGCGACAGCAGAGCUCUUUAUUUUAUUUAUUCAGUAACCGUUAAUAAAUCGCUUAAACAUCACCCAUGGUCAGGAUGACCCAGAAGCACUGCCUGGAGGGCCAGGUGUACUCAGUGCCGCUCAUCCAGCCAGACCUGAGGAGAGAGGAGGCCAUCCAUCAGAUAGCUGAUGCAUUACUCUACCUGGAGAGUAUCUCUACAGAUAUUUUCAAAAGGGUGUCUGACAGCGUAGAAAAGAACCGCCGCCAGCUGCAGAGUGUCACUGACCGGAUCAAACUAGCUCAGGCUCGUGUUGACAAGAUCAAAGGAAGCAAGAAGGCUACCAAGGUUUUCUCCAGUGCCAAAUACCCAGCACCAGAUCGACUUCAGGAUUACUCAUCUAUCUUUACUGAGGCUACAGACCCUUCCUCACAAACUCGCCCCCGACUCAGAAUCCAGAAUAAACUCCGACCUUUUGAUGAGAAAGCCUUACAGGAGAAGUUGAUGUAUUUUCCAGUAUGUGUGAACAAUAAGAAGAAGUCUGAGGAUGAGACAGAGGAAGGGCUGGGCAGUCUGCCACGCAACAUCUCCUCCGUCAGCUCUCUGUUGCUCUUUAAUACAACAGAGAACCUAUAUAAGAAGUACGUGUUCCUUGAUCCUCUGGCUGGAGCUGUGACAAAGACACACACUACACUAGAGACUGAGAAAGAAGAGAAACCAUUCGAUGCUCCGCUGUCCAUUACAAAGAGGGAGCAACUGGAGAGACAGACAGCAGAGUCUUACUUCUACGUGCCAGACUUGGGCCAGGUGCCUGAGAUAGAUGUGCCAUCCUACCUGCCUGACCUACCAGGCAUCGCAGACGACCUGUCCUACAGUGCAGACCUCGGGCCUGGCUUCGCCCCGUCGGGACCAACACAAAACAUCCCAGAGCUGCCUUCCUUCUCUGAGGAGAGCAGUGCUCCUGGACCUCAGCUCCAACCGAACGUCCCACCACCUCCUCCUCCGCCACCCCCUCCUCCUCCUCCACCACCGGAGCCUGGUCUCACACCUGCCACUCCAGCAGGUGUGUCGCCUCCUCCUCCACCGCCUCCUCCACCGCCUCCUCCUCCUGUUGACACUGCAGAUGCCUCUAGAGUGCCAGGUUCAGGCCCUGUAUCUGGUGCUCCCAGUGAGGUGGUUCAGCCGUCAGACAGCCGAGCCAGUCUCCUGGAGUCCAUCCGCAACGCUGGAGGCAUUGGCAAGGCCAAGUUACGCAAUGUUAAAGAGCGCAAGAUGGAGAAGAAGAAACAGAAAGAGCAAGAACAAGCAGUGGGAGCUGCAUCCAGUGGGGGAGACUUUAUGUCCGAUCUCUUUAAUAAACUUGCAAUGCGUAGGAAAGGCAUUUCUGGGAAGGGUCCAGCUGGAGGGGAGACAGGCGAUACUCCCAGUAGCACAGGGGGUGCAUUUGCCAGGAUGUCGGACGUGAUCCCGCCACUUCCUGCCCCACAGUCAGCGACAGAUGAUGAUGACUGGGAAGCGUAACAUAAUGGACAAUGAAAGCAUUUAAAAGUCAUGGAUAAUUACCUUAAUUUUUCUACAAUCACUCAACAAAUAAUCAUUAAAACAUGGUCCCACUAACAGAAAGUUAAAAUGGGAAAUGUUUGUCAAAGAAAGAAGCAGAAAACAUUGAUGAAAGUCAUAGAUAAAGAAUUUAUUGAGAAUCUUUUCAUUUUAAAACAUAUUUUCAUAACAUUAAUAAACAGAUAUUCUUAGAACGCCAAAUGAAAUCAUCUCACUAACAUCUCUCCAUUAAAUAAAAGUAAUUUUUGCAUUACAUAA
Molecule: messenger RNA, 1835 nt
Organism: Cheilinus undulatus (humphead wrasse)
Lineage: Eukaryota; Metazoa; Chordata; Actinopteri; Labriformes; Labridae
Gene: wash1
Product: WAS protein family homolog 1
Exons: 11
Coding region: 105-1538 (477 amino acids)
Biological process (GO): retrograde transport, endosome to Golgi; Arp2/3 complex-mediated actin nucleation; endocytic recycling
Cellular component (GO): early endosome; WASH complex; recycling endosome
Molecular function (GO): gamma-tubulin binding; alpha-tubulin binding
Source: RefSeq, a predicted model, not a curated record